This is a messenger RNA of Penicillium longicatenatum, 459 nucleotides long. RefSeq lists its product as uncharacterized. The transcript is spliced from 2 exons. The record is from RefSeq and is a predicted model, not a curated record. NCBI's taxonomy places the organism in Eukaryota, Fungi, Ascomycota, Eurotiomycetes, Eurotiales, Aspergillaceae. The coding region runs from base 1 to 459 and encodes 152 amino acids.
AUGUCCAACCUCCCCAAUCCUUUACCAGUGGUCCUAUGUGGCCUAUCAACCAAAAUCGGAAAGCCCGUAGCAGAGGCCAUGCUACCCGAAUUCGAAGUGAUCCACUUCAUCCAAACCAAUGAUGCGGCUCUGGCCGAGAUUCCCCACCUACUCGCCGGUCGGGAUCCCCAGUCCCCCCACAAUAACGGCGUGGGCUCCGGGAAUUACACUCAGCCGGCCCGUGCGGUCAUUUUUGGCCGUGGAUUUUCUCGAUCCGAUGUUGAGACUUUCCGGGCAGCGUGUGAAGGUGUAAACCAGGAGCCGGUCGUUUGGGUUGUUGGUGAUUCUGCGAAGCAGCCUCCUGCCGACGCGCCGCCACCUGGGGAGGGAUAUGCUAAGAUUGCUGCUCAGGGUACAAAAGAUAUUAUUAUAAAGUGGAAAGAAGAUGGAGCUAUUAAGGAUGAGGUUAUUCUUUACUGA